CCCCUCCCUGUGACCCCGCAGUGAAGGUGAAGAAGCCGAUCCAGACCAAGUUCCGCAUGCCCGUCUUUAACUGGGUGGCCCUGAAGCCGAGCCAGAUCGACGGCACCGUCUUCACCGAGCUCAACGAUGAGAAGGUGCUGCAGGAGCUGGACAUGAGCGACUUUGAGGAGCAGUUUAAGACCAAGGCACAGGGCCCUGCCCUGGACAUCAGUGCCCUCAAGAGCAAGGCCACGCAGAAGGCCCCCAGCAAGGUGACCCUCAUGGAGUCCAACCGUGCCAAGAACUUGGCCAUCACCCUGCGCAAGGGCGGCCGCAGUGUCCAGGACAUCUGCACGGCCAUCGAGACGUACGACCAGCAAGCCCUGAGCCUCGACUUCCUGGAGCUGCUGCUGCGCUUCCUGCCCACCGAGUACGAGCGGAACCUGAUCGGGAAGUUUGAGCGGGACCAGCAGCCGCCAGAGGAGCUCUCAGAUGAGGACCGGUUCAUGAUCUGCUUCAGCAAGAUCCCGCGCCUGGCCGAGCGCAUGAACGUCAUGAUCUUCCUGGGCAGCUUCGGCGACACGGCCCAGCUGCUGAUGCCGCAACUCAACGCC
Cyanistes caeruleus (blue tit) is the source of this 593-nucleotide messenger RNA. The record is from RefSeq and is a predicted model, not a curated record. Lineage: Eukaryota; Metazoa; Chordata; Aves; Passeriformes; Paridae.